UUCAAGUCCUUUUUCAACCCCAGGACUUCAACGAGAAGAGAGAGAGAGAGAAACACAGACAGAGAGAGGGCUUCAUUGAGAGGAAACAGAAACCCUAAGAGAGAGAGCAGAAACUGUCCUCGAUUAUUCUACUUUUUAAUUGCAUUCCGAGAUCUUAAUUCUUCAAUCUAUAAAAGAAUUAUUACUACAGGUUCUGUUUUGGCUAUGGCAAAUUCCAAGGACUCAUCAAAUGUCAGAAAUUUUAUGUACUCUGGAAAGCAUGCAUUACUUCCUCCAAAAAUUCCAUUUCCUAGUGUUACCCCAUCAUAUGUUGAUUAUGUGCCUAGUGGUGUAAUUGGAUCAAAAGCUGUUCAAAGGCCUAGAGAUGGAAACAGUCAUCACCAACGAACAUCUUCUGAGACACUUCUCAUAGAGGAGCAACCAUCUUGGCUUGAUGAUCUCCUUAAUGAGCCAGAGACACCUGUUCGUAGAGGAGGUCAUCGGCGUUCAUCCAGUGACUCUUUUGCAUAUGUAGAUGUAGCUAAUGCUUCUAACAUGGAUUAUGCUGCACAGGAUGAGUAUAGAUACAAAAAUAUGAUGUCAAUUCCUUCUUGGGCAUCUCAAGACUUUGAUUUUUACAAAGAUGCUCGACAAGCCUCUCAGUCCCUCUACGCUGACAUAAACAUGACAAAACAGAAAAAUAGAGCUUGGGAUUCAUCUUUAAAUGUUGCAACACGUACUAGUGGGCUUCCUUCUGGAAGGGAGAUUACUGUUUCACAGAGCCUGGGCUCAUCAGGUGCUCCACAGGAAGCUGAUGGUGUUCCAACUUCAGUGCAUGAAAAGCAAGAUUCAGCUGAAUCUGGUCAACACGAUUCAAGAAAUUCAUCUGAAAAAAAGGAUAAUUCUCAUGCUAAGUCUUCAGCAUCAGAGACUGAUACAAAACGUGCUAAACAGCAAUUUGCUCAACGUUCCCGUGUUCGGAAACUUCAGUACAUAGCUGAGCUAGAAAGGAAUGUACAAGCUUUACAGGCAGAAGGCUCUGAAGUUUCAGCUGAGGUUGAAUUUAUCAACCAGCAAAAUCUUAUUCUAAGCAUGGAGAAUAAAGCCCUUAAGCAACGUUUAGAAAGUUUAGCUCAGGAACAGAUUAUCAAAUACUUGGAGCAUGAAGUUUUGGAGAGGGAGAUUGGAAGGCUGCGAACCUUGUAUCAGCAACAACAGCAGCAACCGCAGACACAGCAACAAUCAUCUUCCAGCCAUCGUCGAACUAACAGCAGGGAGCUUGAAUCCCAAUUUUCAAAUCUUUCCCUGAAACACAAGGAUGCCAAUUCUGGCCGAGAUCCUGUAACAGGUCCAGUCCGCACUUAGAUAAAUGAAUUAACCAGAGACUUGUUGUGCCACCAUUUUGCCACAGUUGGGCUGCCACAUUAACCGUCAUUAUUUUCUCCCUGAGUGGGGUAAAGCCAAGUUCCUAUAGUCUUCAUCCCAUCUCUCUGCCUGAUUUGCACAAUUUGUUUUUCUGCUAUUUAUUGCCUCUUUCAAUUUGAUAAAAUUAGUAUCUUCAUGUGCACCUGGUAGUCGUUGCUGGAAAUCUUGUUUCCAGGCAAUAUGACUUUACCGGAGGUGGUAAAACUUAAAAAGAGGUACCAUAUUUUGGGCCCUCCUGUAUGCUCCCAGUGAUUAUAUUUCAGGAAAUUUGUGUUGCUCCACUUAUACAUUUGGAGAAUGAGUAUCCAGUAUGUGGAGUCAAAAGUAGUGAAGGAUCUUUAGGGCCUAUUGGAUAUGCAUAAUUUGUAAUGACCCUUGUCCAAAGGAAAUGGUUUCUUGUACAAUCUGUUAAAUGAAGUUCAUGUCCUUAUAUUUGGAUGAA
Manihot esculenta (cassava) is the source of this 1846-nucleotide messenger RNA. RefSeq lists its product as uncharacterized. Gene Ontology annotation, biological process: regulation of DNA-templated transcription. Lineage: Eukaryota; Viridiplantae; Streptophyta; Magnoliopsida; Malpighiales; Euphorbiaceae. The record is from RefSeq and is a predicted model, not a curated record. The coding region runs from base 205 to 1344 and encodes 379 amino acids. The transcript is spliced from 5 exons. Gene Ontology annotation, molecular function: DNA-binding transcription factor activity.